Molecule: messenger RNA, 3152 nt
Organism: Dalotia coriaria
Lineage: Eukaryota; Metazoa; Arthropoda; Insecta; Coleoptera; Staphylinidae
Gene: AcCoAS
Product: acetyl coenzyme A synthase
Exons: 8
Coding region: 235-2250 (671 amino acids)
Molecular function (GO): acetyl-CoA synthetase activity; AMP binding
Source: RefSeq, a predicted model, not a curated record
CGCUUCUUGUUUUCAGUCAUCGUUUCGGCGCUGCGCGUAUCGUAGCAGUGGAGCGAAAUUAGCGGCGCGAGUUCACCACCGGUACGCACGCUCGGCGGCACGCGCAUUCACUCUGCUCCUACUUCUCUGCCGUGAAGCGUGUACAUUUUGCGCGCGGCAUUUCAAAUCGCACCUUCGUGCGAUACACACAGUCUACCGUUUGCUGACAAGAAGUGAUAGAUAACAACCGUCAAGAUGCCGUCGGAAAAAUCGGUCUACCUUCCCGAUAAGAAUCUCGCGAAGAACGCGCACAUUUCCACAUUCGCGCAGUACAAAGAAUUGUACCAGCAAUCGAUUGACAACCCCGAAGAGUUCUGGGGCGAUAUCGCCAAACAGUUUCACUGGGAGAGUCCGAUCAAUUACGAUCGCUUUUUCACCUACAAUUUCGACAUUUGCAAGGGUCCUAUUUUCACCAAAUGGUUGGACGGUGCCACCACUAACAUUUCCUAUAAUUUGUUGGAUCGCAACGUCCGUAAUGGUCACGGCGAUAAAGUCGCUUUCUAUUGGGAAGGCAAUCAUCCCGACGAUUAUAGCCGCUUGACAUACAAAAAGUUGUUGGAGGAAGUAUGUCGUUUCGCAAAUGUGCUAAAAAGCAAAGGCAUCAAGAAGGGCGAUCGUGUUGCUGUCUAUAUGCCUAUGAUUCUCGAAUCGAUUGUGGCGAUUUUGGCUUGCAGUCGCAUUGGCGCCGUUCAUUCACUCGUGUUUGCAGGAUUCUCGGCAGAUUCCUUUGCCGAACGAAUUACGGACUGCCAAGCGCGUGUUCUGAUCACCGCUGAUGGCGUCUGGCGCGGGGAGAAACAUCUCGCGUUGAAGAAUAUUUGCGACCAAGCUAUGGACAAAUGCUCGAAGAAUGGCUUCAAUGUGGAAUAUUGUUUCGUCAUCUCUCAUCUGGAACGCGUCACCGAUCCGACCGGCAAAGCGGCGUCUAACCAGACAAAUAAAAUUAAGAUGCAGGAAGGCCGUGAUAUUUGGUGGCAUGACAUCGUCCCACAAGCGUCUACAAGCUGCUAUCCCGAAUGGAUGCAAGCUGAGGAUCCAUUAUUUAUGCUGUACACAUCCGGUUCGACCGGAAAGCCCAAGGGCGUCCUGCACACCACUGGAGGGUACUUACUGUACGCUGCCACUACAUUCAAAUACGUAUUCGACUAUCAUCCAAAUGAUGUCUACUGGUGCACUGCUGACAUUGGUUGGAUCACUGGUCAUACCUAUGUUGUAUAUGGUCCGUUGGCCAAUGGUGCAACCUCUGUAUUGUACGAAGGUACACCAUUCUACCCCGAUAACGACCGUUUCUGGGGAGUGGUGGAGAAGUACAAGGUGAAUCAAUUCUACACAGCUCCAACGGCCAUCCGUGCUCUCAUGAAAUUCGAGGACGAUCUGGUGACGAAACAUGAUUUAUCAUCCUUGAAAGUCCUGGGUUCUGUCGGCGAACCGAUAAAUCCCGAGGCCUGGAUGUGGUAUUAUAAAUUGGUUGGAGGCGAAAAAUGCUCGAUUGUAGAUACGUUCUGGCAGACAGAGACCGGCGGGCACGUAUUGACGCCGUUACCCGGCGCAACGCCGAUGAAACCAGGCGCGGCGUCAUUCCCGUUCUUCGGUGUGCAGCCAGUGCUAUUAGACGAGUCCGGAAAAGAAAUUCAAGGCGAAGGCGAAGGAUAUUUAGUGUUCUCCCGACCUUGGCCUGGCAUGAUGCGAACACUAUACAACAACCAUGAUCGUUAUGAGACGACGUACUUCUCGAAAUUCCCCGGAUAUUAUUGCACUGGCGAUGGCGCUCGUAGAGAUGCGGACGGAUACCUUUGGGUGACAGGACGCGUCGACGACAUGCUCAACGUUUCGGGACAUUUGAUGUCCACUGCUGAGGUGGAAUCAGUUCUCACUGAGCAUGCUGGUGUGGCAGAGGCAGCCGUCGUUGCUAAACCACAUCCAGUCAAGGGUGAAUGUCUUUAUUGCUUCAUUACAACCAACGAUGGUGUCCAGUAUGAUCAAACACUACUCAAUGAGUUAAAGAAAUUGGUGCGUGAGCGCAUUGGUCCAUUCGCACAACCAGACGUCGUGCAGAACGCACCCGGUUUGCCGAAGACGCGAUCCGGCAAAAUUAUGCGUCGAAUAUUGCGUAAGGUGGCGGUGAACGACCGUGACGUUGGUGAUAUUAGCACAUUGGCCGAUAGCGGCGUAGUUGAGGAGUUGUUUGCAAAUCGGCCAGUAAACGCAUAAAUUGUUUCAUGAAACAAUUGGUUAAGCUUGUUAAUAUUUAUUUCUAUCGAUUGUUUUUUUUGUAAAGUUAAUAUAGUGGAGUAUAGAUAUUGUUUCCGUUAUGUAUGUCUACGGAAAUGCACAUGACGUAGGCAAUAUUAUGUCCGUGCACACCUAAACGUGUUAUCAGUAAAUGUUGGCGAAUAUGUAUUUCCAACUGCACAAACAGUUGUGUUACUCACAGUGGUGAUGUGUGGUACUAAUAUUACGUAAUAUUUUGAAAUUACACGUUUACCAAAUUACUAAACUAAACUAAUUUGACAACAACAUAAAUUCCCUCAAAUUUUGAGGAAGUAUAAUUAUGUUGACAAUGAAAAUUGACUACGACUUGUUUUUACGACGUCCGAAACACGCGCCACUCGAAUUGUGAAGUUUAAUUGUUAAGUUUGAUGAUAGAUCUUUAGUUAUAUAGGGAUCACGAAUAAAAAUAAUUAUACUUACAUAUAUACAAAUAUACAACAGACAAAACUGAGAACAGCGAAUAUAAUACAUUAGAAGUAUGUAAACUAAUUUAGGUUCGAAUGGGACGCACACAUUGUACGAGAUAAAGGAGCACAGAAUUGUUACACAAACGAUUUUACUAUAGAUUAGCAUAUGUUAUUGAAAACACAAAGAGAAAGAUCAACAUGGAUGCUGGCGAUGUUAGUUUGCACGACGUGACAAAUACAUUGAUUCUAGGUGUACUUAAUGAAUGUUGUUUCCCAUUGCCUUGUUCACAAAACAUAUCAUUUCUUAUGGAUUGAGAUAUACGGAAAUGUUAGAGGAUAAAACUAUUAUAAUGUAUAAAUGUGUAUAUACAGGAAAAUAUAUAACAAAGUAUAUAACAUGUGAAACAAUGACAAAUAAAAUUAUUUUAGCUGUAA